Aspergillus eucalypticola CBS 122712 is the source of this 2721-nucleotide messenger RNA. Its product is annotated as serine/threonine-protein kinase. Gene Ontology annotation, biological process: intracellular signal transduction; peptidyl-serine phosphorylation. Gene Ontology annotation, molecular function: protein serine/threonine kinase activity; ATP binding. The coding region runs from base 1 to 2721 and encodes 906 amino acids. Lineage: Eukaryota; Fungi; Ascomycota; Eurotiomycetes; Eurotiales; Aspergillaceae. The transcript is spliced from 6 exons. The record is from RefSeq and is a predicted model, not a curated record.
AUGGAGACCACCGUGGAACUCUCCGGCAGCGCCUCAACCAUUUCAGCCGAUGCGGAGUAUCAGGCAGCCCAGCGCAAAAGCAACGGCAUCCGAGAUCGCGUCAAGCAACGGAGCUCUAGAAUCCUCUCUUUACUGGGGCUUCGAGGCCCCGGUGGUGUAUUGAAAACAGUGACCACGCGUGAAACUACUGUCCCGCAGAAACCUUCGAGCGAGAGCAACCCAUCAGAGUCUUUUCAUUCUCUUCCAGCUGACAACCGAACCCCAUCUAGCAGCACCGCCAUGGAGGAAGAGGAAGGCCGUAAGGGCCUGCUGACUUGCAUCACCCACAGCUACUCUCCAGAACAAUCAGGCGAUACAGCACGAGCACGGAAGUCGGAGGUGCCUGAGCUACAGAGCGGUUCAGUAGCCACAGUCAAACGAAGCAAGUCAACGCCCGCUGUCCUGACUAGUAUGGUGUCAACAAAACUGUCCACGACAUUCGGCAAUCCCACUGUCAUUCGUCGCUCGCAUCUUCGUUCGCCUCUAAACAUAAUGCCGGUGCAAUUUCCAGCUUCCUCGCCAGGCCCAAGCAGACCGGGUGAGAGCCCCAAUGACAGCUCGAGUCCGUCGACAUCUCUCAUAAGUAGUGUGUCUCCGUUGGGUACACAGUCCACUCCUCCCACUUCUGAGGACCCAUCACGGGGUUCGAAACAGGCUCUUGGCGGUUCAGUCAGAGCUUUACCAUAUUCUUCGCUUCCACUCCCUUCAAUGGAAGAAGCUUCGGGCUCGUCCGAAGUUUCAGGGACAUCGCCGUCGAUUGUGACAGUUGAAGCUGCUGCCAAUGCCAAAGUUUUCUUUGAGACAUACUUUAACAACGUCUUCUGUGGGACAGACCCUCGUUCACAGCGUCGCCAGGAGCUGGAACAAUAUAUGUAUGGACUGCCACUGAGUCCCGAAGAACGAGCACGGAUCUGGGACAACUGGAUCACUCAGGAACGCCACUACCUCCGUCAAUGUCGUGUUCUCAAGAGUCGGUCCUAUGGCGGCAGUAGCCAUGAUAUGACUGUGUCCCUCGCUGGGUUUGAGGUCAUCAAGGUGCUUGGACGGGGUAGCUUUGGGGUCGUGCGCCUCGUGAAGGAAGAGAAGGCAGAACAGACAAACUACGAUGGUAACUCGGAAGACAAGCUCUUGCGCUGGAGAAACGAAGCUACAAACACCCGAGCACAUGGGCUGGACUCCCUUCGGUCUGUGAGUGAUGCAACCAAGAGCAGCCGACGCAAAAUCAUGACUGGCGUGAAGAAGGAUGUCUUCGCGAUGAAGGUCAUUCGCAAGUCGGCGAUGAUUCGUAACAGCCAGGAAGGUCACUUGCGAGCCGAAAGAGACUUCCUGGUGGCAUCGGCCAAAUCUCGCUGGAUUGUACCAUUGAUAGCUAGCUUUCAGGAUCAGAACCACCUUUACCUCAUCAUGGACUACAUGGUGGGCGGGGAUUUCCUCGGCUUGCUGAUGCGUCGAAACAUGUUGCCCGAGACAGUUGCCCGAUGGUACAUUGCUGAGAUGAUUCUCUGCAUUGAAGAGGCUCAUCGACUGUGCUGGAUCCAUCGCGAUGUCAAGCCGGACAACUUUCUGAUCUCGGCCUCGGGUCACUUGAAGAUCUCGGACUUUGGUCUGGCCUUUGACGGGCAUUGGGCACACGAUCAGGUCUACUACAAUGACCACCGCCACACACUCCUCAAGCGGCUCGGGAUCCGGGUAGACGGCGAUGCCCUUGACCAAACCGAGGCGAAAAGGAUGGCUGAGUCUUCCAGUGCGCUGGAUCCGGGACCAGUUGACGACUCCGGGUGGACGCCCCCCACUGCUGGUCUCCUAGGAUGGCGCGAUCGCACACAGAAACGGCGGUUAGCUGGAAGCAUCGUAGGGACCAACCAGUAUAUGGCCCCCGAGGUGGUUCGUGGAGAGCUGUACGACGGGCGAUGUGACUGGUGGAGUAUUGGCAUUAUCCUAUACGAGUGCCUAUAUGGCUUCACUCCAUUUGCUUCGGAUGAUCGCCAGAAGACGAAGUUGAAAAUCCAUCAUCAUCUCCAAACCCUACAUUUCCCAAACCGACCAUCCGAUAAGCUCAUCUCUGCCGAAGCAAUCGACUUGAUAAACCAUCUUCUGCAGGAGAAGGAACACCGCUUGUCUUCCAGCAAGUAUCGCGUGAAUGACUCCGUCACCUUUCGUCUGGCAGCCAAGCAUCCCCUUUAUUACAACAUCAAGAACCAUCCCUUUUUUUGCUGUAUCAACUGGAAUGAAAUUCACCAGUCAAUACCCCCGUUCAUCCCCAAGGUCAAAGGCUGGGAAGAUACCCGGUACUUCGAUGACGCGGGAUAUGAGCAUGGUCACGACGAGGCCUCUGCAGCCUCAGACGCAGAGCAUGCCGAGCCCUCCAGCGAGGCAGACGAGCGAGACGAGUGCCACCCAAAUAGGGGAGACCCGCCCCAAUAUCAAGACAUUGACAGCCUGCUGAGUCCUGUCGCAAGUAAGCCGCCCCAGAAAAACCGCCGUAAGGGGAGGGACAAGAAGCGACCCAGGGACAAGUUGCUGCGAGACCGCAAACUACGCAUGACGGUCUUGGAGAUGCGCAAGAGGGGUGCAUUCUUGGGAUAUACCUAUCGCCGACCUCAUGCCGUUGCAAUGGCAUUGGCCCCAGACCGCGGGCGAGGACUGCUGGCACGAGGCCAUUUGUCGGAGCUAUACGGAUAG